Messenger RNA from Ahaetulla prasina, 9613 nucleotides. RefSeq names its product ras homolog family member F, filopodia associated (gene RHOF). The transcript has 4 exons. The coding region runs from base 8626 to 9375 and encodes 249 amino acids. The record is from RefSeq and is a predicted model, not a curated record. Gene Ontology annotation, biological process: cell migration; small GTPase-mediated signal transduction. Gene Ontology annotation, molecular function: GTP binding; GTPase activity. Lineage: Eukaryota; Metazoa; Chordata; Lepidosauria; Squamata; Colubridae.
GAAGCUUUCGCCCUGGCAGGGGAAGAAGAGAGCAGGCCCCUCUCUCUCUGCGACAAAAGGGCUUCCUCCAGUAUGGAUAUCCAAGCUACUUUCGGUUGGGUGGAGGGGGAAAUGUUGCUAACCAUCUAGGCGGAUUGGAGGGGGGGGCAGAUAGACCACCAGGAUCUGAUCCCUUUUCUUCCAUCUUGGCCAAACAAAGCGCUGGGCUUGAGCUGGAGGGGCUGCUCGAUGGAUCCAGGCGGAUUUCAGAGAAGCUGCCAAGCUGCUGCCCUUGAAAAUCAGGCAGGAGGAGGAGGGGGGGUGUCUCCCCCCCCCUUAUUGCAAGCAAAGACAAGCGGAGAGGUUGGCUUCCUGCAGUCCUUAGAAAGGCUUUUUGUUUUGUUUGUUAUUUGGCUGAAUGCUUUUCCUGUUCCAAGCAAGAGAACCAGCGAUCUGCAGCAAUGGAAGCGAGUUGGCAUGGCUCGGCUCUCCCCCACAACACAGUCCAGGGUGUGAGGAAGGGAAGCAAAAUGGAGUUUGGCCGGUUCUCUGUUCAGAGGCGGGCAGGCUGGAGCCGUGUGGGGUGUGGGGGGACCGUGUGUGAGGCUGGCUCCCAGUGGGACUCUUUGUUUGCGCUCUCUCUCUCUCUCUCUCCUUUUCCGCCUUGCAGGAGCUGCUCCGAGAGGCUUUCUUUGGUCCCCGGACAGCCCCCUGGCUGGGGCCCUGCCUCUCCCCUUGGACGGAGCAGGGAGGAAGCCCAGAUGCCUUGCCUUCUCCUCGCUGUCUUGCAAGGGAGGGACGGGGAAAGAUGGUGGCGGUUUUGCAGCAAGCCAGCAACUCCUGGCUGGGCUCCAACCCUGCCUGCUCUUCCGCUGAGCGCUCCCAGGGCUCUUAAGGCAGCAGGCUGUGCCCUUCUAUGUCUCUCCAGCAGCAGCAGCAACAGCAGCUCCGUGGCACGGUUGGGGCAGGCAGCCUCUCCCCCACUGCUUGCAGCAGAAGGAGAGGGUUGCUUAGACAUGGCGGCGCUGCCUGCUUUCCUCUGCUGCUGCUUCUGCAGGCGAAUGGGCGAGGGGUGGGGAGGACUCGCCCUGAGUUCCUGCCCUGGAAGCUCCAAGCUGGGUGUUGGCGGCAUUGCUCAGCCUCUCCUCCUCCAGCCCUGACCCCUAGAAAGGGUGAGCUCAGCCAUGUUGGAGGAGCAGGAGGAGGAGGAGGAACAGCAGCUGCUGCAGCAGCAUCAGCAGUGAAGGGAGCCGUGCCCUCUUGUCAGACCAGAGCGGGCUUCUUCCUGCUGGCAUCUGCUGACUUGGCAGUGGGGAGGCUGUGCCAGGCGUAGCCCGGCUGAAGCCGCUCGCUUCCCUUGGUUUGCAGGGCCAAGAUCCAGAGUAAGGACAGGAGAGCCACUCGGGCUCUCCCUUCUCUUUCCUCCAGCCAAGAUGGCUCUCUCUCCAGCAGUGGAUCCCCGGGUUGCUUCACUGCGCUCGGCUGUUCCCACAUGGGGGCAUUUUUGAAAGAGCAAGGGCGACGCCUCGGGCCUUGACUUCACGCCAGACUCUUCCAUGCAGCCUUUUCCGCAGGCUCGGCCAGGAUCUUUUUGUUUUUUUAAUCGAUGCAGAAAGGAGUAGAGGAGCCACCAGCUCUGGUUUGGGGCUUAGAAAAAGAUUAGCUGUCCUCAGAGCAGCCGGAGUGGCAAAGUAGGCAUGGAUCGGCAAGCGUAAAUCCGUCUGACCUUUCUCUUCCCUAUCAAUCUCUCAGGGAGGGGUGAGGGUUGAAGCCUUUCUCUUCCACAUCCCUCCUGCUGCUGCUGCUAAAAUAUUCAGAGGGAGGCCCUGGGUGUUGCCUCUCGGAUGCCAUUUUACCACCUCUACUGGGGGAUUUGCUCAAGCGGUUAAACCGGUUUUUAAGCAACAGCUCUGAGGAACGGACUCUGCCUGCCUGUUAAACAUUAAGCCACGUCAUCCUUCAGGCCUUUGUGGGAAGAGAGAAGGUAAAGCGAUUGCUUAAGUCGAAAGCAUACAAGUGGGACAUAAUCCCGGUGAAUUAUGCCAACUGCUUCAGAGUCAACCUGCUUAGUCUGACAUUGCACACUUGGCGGCCUUUAAAGUGAGCUUGGGAGAACUGGCUUUAAUUUCUGCCACCGGGCUGAGCAAGGAGGCAUCCUGGCGCAUGGUUAUUUCCAUGUGAACAAUCCUGCCGGGAGAGUGUGGUUGCGUGCAUCUUCUACCGAUUUACCAUUUCCUCUCCCUCAGUAGGUGACCUACUUGCUGGGAGUGAGAAUAGCGAGCCCAGUCCCCAGAUGCUGGUUUAAGAAGGCAUCUGCCCCAACAUUGCUGGCGGCCGAUGGCUUCUCAAAUUCCUUUCAGAUGAGUCGGAGCCAGGCACCAGCAGCAGCCCAGUACAAGCUUGAUCCUGCAGCCCAGAUCUUUGUGCAUCUUCCUUGGGUUUUUCCUUCCCUACCCGUCGCACUCAGCCUAAUGUAGGUCACUCUGCAAUGGCUACUUUUUAGCUUCCACCUCUUUUUGCAACUGGGUUGCAGGUUUUCCAAGCAAUCCGCAUAUAUUUCCUUUACCAUUGUUCUAUAUACAGUUGCAUGGUUUGUUUUCCCCCCCCCCAUGCUGUAGAUAGGUGUGAAGGCAAGGCUGGAAUACCUAGAGCAUUUUAUGUAGAACUUAAUCCCAUGAUUUCAAGGCUGAGGUAAGAUAUAAACUAAAAUGUUUGCAGCUUGCGUGAAUAGUUGUGAAUACUGACUGAGACACAAUGGAAUGCCUGGUCUUCCUCGGCUGAAGUGCUUAGAUUAAGUACUACAAUGUUGUGUCCUAAUUUGGAAUUUCUGGAUAUUAGACCGUUUAUUUUAAAAUUUCAACAGAGUGGCUGCGUCGAAGGCGCAAAGACUUGAGUCUUUUGGUUGAUCAAAAUAGACUUUUGGAAUUUGUUCAGGAUAUUUGUGCAGAUAGUGAAGACCUGUGUUGACUGUCGAGUUUGUUAAAUUGUCUCCAGAGGGUGAUUUGCACUGAAUUUGUGGAGAAAUGGCUUGCCUGCUUCAUCAGUUUACCCAAUAAGCAGUGAUAUUUCAAUGUAUGUCAGUUUCAAGGGUAUUUCACUUCAGUCCUUUUCAACUGUCCUUGGAGAAGGCUUGAUGUGCAAAAAUGCACAUCAUUCCCGGUGUUUCUAAAGAAUUUCAAGUUAAAUUAGUCUGGAGGGAAAAAUUCUAUGCUUUUCUAGACCAAGUGGUUCAAUGUCUGUAUAGGAUGAGAAAAAGUCUGAAUUGAGGCCAGCGUGGAAAUCCGAACUAACUUCACUCAAACCUUGGGGAAUAAACUGUGUGAGAGCAAGUUCUUACAAGCAAGCCUCCUGGCCCGCUUCCUGUUUUGUUGUAUAUUUAGACAGCCAAGACUCCACCCAUUUUUGUGAGCCAGAAGCCUGAGUACAGAGGGGCAGUUUUAUGAAAUGUUUGCACUUUCUGAAUGGCUCUUUGUCCCGGAGCAAGGUCUAGUUGAAUGCUUUUUUUCCCUUUAAACUUUAAACCUUUCUCCAGCAUAGGAAGAAAGUGGCUGAAGGGGGGUGUUUAGGCAGUUAUAAGGGGACCGUAGAAAGAGAUUAAGCAAAAGAACCAGGACUGGCUUCCUUUCUUCCUAGUGUGAAUGCAUAUGGUAGGGAAGAGAAAUGGAGGAAUGCGGUAGGGAGCUUACGUAAAAGGAUACUCUAUGGAGUAUCUUAAGCUGCUCUUGGCCAUAAGGAACAAAGCAGAAUCUCCACAUUCAUCAUGUGAUUGGUUCAGUUUCGAUCUUAACGGUGUUUACGAAGCCACUGCUGGGCGGUGUGCAAGUCAGUUUUUUUUUGUCUUGUAUAUGCAGCCAGUUGUCUAUUCAGCAGGCCACAGAAAACCAAGGUUAAUGUGUUAUUUGAACCCAGUCUUGUUCACAUAUUGUGCUAUGCCGUAAUUUGAUCUUUCUGGUCUUGAUUAAAUAUUAUAUAUCAGUCUGAUCUGCUGUGGCUCGUUUGGCCAAUCAUGGCUGAGGUGCAGAUCUUGUCAUCGUAUCCUAUUAAGGAGCAGUUGCUAGGAUGCACUGGCCUGUAUUUCAACUCCUUUUCUGAACUGCUCUCAAGUGCCCGAUGCCGGACUAGGCAACCUAACCCAGGAACUGUUUGUGUGGAUACCCUACUGAGGAUUUGGGCAAGGAAUAUGGCAUUGUUGGAGCUUGGCAAAAGGACUGCAUUAGUUUUAGCUUUGGUAAUGUUGCUAAAUUUGGUAGCUUUGGUAAGCCUAAGCACACGGACAUAACAUUAUCCCAAUAAGAGUCAGCCAAUUCUUUAAUUGUAUGCUUCUGGUGAAUUGUUAGACAAAAUAAAAUUGUAUGUCCAUCCUCCAGAGUGCUUCCAAGUUGGUAUAUUAGGGGCAAAGGUAAUCUGAGAACAGCAAGUGCCAUUUGGAUCACAUUACCUUUGAAUAAUUGCCUUGGUGAUUAAUGCCACUCCUUUAAGGCAAAAAUAUUAGGACAUUUUGCAUAAAUAAAUGCCUACUGGUUAAAGUUCUGUGUCAGACUGCAAAACAUCAAGUCCCGAAGCAGACUGUGCUCUCCCUCAAAAGGCCAGCUUUAGUUAUGUUUGUCUUGCCAACACUAAGAGAUGGCUGAGGAAGUAGCAUGAUUCAAGUUACUUAAACGCAAGGAGCUUCAGAGUGCUUCUACUUUAUGACGGGCAACGAUAGCUUCAUUUUAUUAUGCCUUUGAAUAGCUGGAUGACAUGCGCUCUGGAUAGUAUUGAAAAUGACAUGGUGUGGUGUAUUUUGUGCACGUGUGGUAUUGGCUGAAUUCUAUUGUAUCACUUUUAGUAGAAAUUGGGUUUGAGUUUUAUGGAAAAAACGAUAGUUGGCUUCCCAUUGUGUGAAGUUCUAAAUCACACACUAAGCUAAAAUCAAACCUGGACCGAUACAAUGUGUAAAUUUAGACAUCUUUGCUGGGCCAAAAUGAACUCAAUUCAGUUCAUGGAAGAAACCGAAGUUCAACCCACCUACUGACUGCUCUGGUAAAAUAGUUAUUUUCAGGUAUUCAAAAUGCAGCCGCUAGCAGCGUGAAUCUCUAUCAAAUAGUGUGGAUGGGCUCUCAAUAGGAUUAUUGGCUAUUAGUAGAAUAUUCAAGGACAUUGGCCUUGGCCACUGAAAAUGACAAAUCUACAUGAUGGCCAUUGAAGGCUAGAUUUGCUUAAGACACAUGAUUACUGAAUGCACCUGUUUGAUUCAUGUAAUACACUGAAUAAUAAAAUAAAUGAUUUGAAUGAGCAAAACCUUGUUCGUUAUGGCUUAAACUGUAAUCACUAAGCAAGCUUGGAAUGUUGUGCAAUGCUGAUAGGUCUAAGUGACCUGGUUAAAAUGACAUACAUUUGCUAUGUUUGCAAAUUUCCCUAAGCUUGCUUAAUAUUUGAAUGCAUCUUUAAUUUAGGCCUUUUUUAAAAAAACUUUAAAAAGGAACUUUUUGUCUGGUCAUCUUGAGUGAAUUGCUAGCAAGUGUUAAAUAAGCAAUUAGUCUUGUGUUUAUUUAAAUGUUUUCCCAGAUAAAAAUGUAUUCAAGUAGCAGCUCCAUAAAUGCUUCAAAGCUACAAUGCUAGAUUAGAGUACUGCCAUCACUAAUCUCUGUCAUUUUUGGACAUACUUCAGUUCAUUGGGUUACACAUUUUGAACAAAUGUCAGCAUGCAGUAGAGGAAACAGAUAAUGCUUUAACAUGAAACCUGGAAGAUAGAGCAAUGAAACCUUGCAACACCACGUGAACCAAUUUAUACAAAAAUAAGGUUUAUUGUACUUACUGUUUCUGUAAAUUGACUUCAGCCAAUAUCAUGUUUUUGAGGAUGCUAAAUUAAAGGGAGAAUGUAAAACAUAGUUAAAAGAGGGCAGUUUUGCUAUUAGUUGCAGUGCUAACUCAUGCUAGGCUUAGAGAAAGAGGAAGUAUGUUUCUCAUUUUACAGGAGAUGUGGUUUGUUUCCGUGUUUACUACGGAGUGGACAAGUUGUAUAUUACACAUAUAGUAGAACUCCACCCACCCACCAGUAGAGUACAAAACUGGCAUGCUCAUGGCUGAGAGGUUUUGUAAUUAGUAGUCGAACUACAAAUGAAUGCCAGAAAUGUAUACUGCACUAAUUAUUUAAAAAUCAUGCAAAACUACGCCCUAGCUUCCUUUUAGGAAGAGGAUAGGAAACAAAGGCAGCAUUUAAAAACCAGAAGUUAGCUUAGCACACAAGGUAAUUAUGCAGAUAAAACAAAGGCACAGAACAUAUUGUUCCCAAUCCCAGAAAGGAAAAAAAUGAGAUUAAAGUACAGUGACUUGUAAUAUUUUUUCAAGAAAAGUCAGUUACAAGCAUUGCAUCAACAAUGGUAAAAUACCAGUCAGAAGUUACUUCUGCCUUUUGUUUUCCAUAAACUUGAUCCCACCUCCCAAUUGUACCUAAUGUGCAAUGAGCUGAAUGGAUUUUUCAUAAAUAUUUCAAGCUUUGCGAAAUUACCCAGGUUUCCGAAGUGAUUUUCUUGGCGAGGCUCAUUCAAAGAAGACAGGUCCAAAGCCCUGUGGACGGGAAGACAUUGCUUGCUUAUGCUUUCGGGUCAGCUGACGUCUUCCUCCGCCAUCCGCCUUUUUGCUUUUUGGACUGGUAGCAAUUUCCCCUUCCGUUUACUGUCACAGCAAACUUCCAUGGGUGGUGGGGUUUUUUAGGCCUAGAGGACCAUCUAGUGGUGACACAAAGUAGCUACAGGAAGAAAAAUGGCUUCCUGUUAAUGGUGACUUCACAGACAUCCAAACCAACAUUCAUGGAUGUUGCCAGGCAAGGUGCUGCCACCUGUUGAGAGCUUUAGAAAAAUGUUUAGAACUGCUAAAUUGGAUAGUUGGGCACAGCUCCCAAUUUAUCUGCAGAGCCAACUCACUAAAAUUGCACUUAAAAAUGUAAAAUGCAUGUUGAAAUACCAUAAGCACAAAUGGUGUGAGACAAAAAUAAAACUAUUUCCUGAAAAUGACUUUGCCGUCUGUAUUGUGAUUCUUUUUAGCGUGGGUGUUUAUUUCUUAAUCCCAAAGUGAGAUUUCAAAAGGUAGGCCAAAGAUACUUCCUCCCUCCUGCAUGUGUGUCAAAAAAUAGACUACAUGCACUAUCUUUAAGCUGAUUGGAAGAAGAAUACAAAUAUAGGGAGCAUCGUUUACAUGCACAAGGUGCUUGCACUGUACAGUACUCUAAAUCCUAUUUAAAACCCAAAGAGCAUCCUGUAUUUUGCAUAUCUUCUUGCUGGAAAGGAGCAAGACAGCAACUUCCUGGUAAGAAUAAAAUACCCCAGAAGAUGAAACAAGUGUGGCAGCAACAAGAUUUUAGUCAUUAUGGAAACCUCAAGUUUUUAUUUUUUCAUAGACUUCUAAGGUGGUUUGUUGCAUUUAUAAAAACAACCUUAAACUUGACUUGGGAUCCAUCAGGACAAAGUGAAGGGGGCUCUGGAAACCCCCAUAGACAAAUUGAUAAUGCUAAAUACAGGAAAUCCUCAAAUUACAAGUUCAGGUAAGGUAAGGUAAAGGUUCCCCUUGCACAUGCAUGCUAGUUGUUCCCGACUCUAGGGGGCGGUGCUCAUCUCCGUUUCAAAGCCGAAGAGCCAGCGCUGUCCGAAGACGUCUCCGUGGACAUGUGGCAGGCAUGACUCAACGGAACGCUGUUCCCUUCCCACCAAAGGUGGUCCCUAUUUUUCUACUUGCAUUGUUUUACCUGCUUUCAAACUGCUAGGUUGGCAGAAGCUGGGACAAGUAACGGGAGCUCAUCCCGUUACACAGCACUAGGGAUUCGAACCGCUGAACUGCCAACCUUUCAAUCGACAAGCUCAGCGUCUUACCCACUAAGCCACCAUAUCCCUAAGUUCAUUUAGUGACUUUCAAAGUUACGACACCAAAAAGUGUCGUCAUUUUUUCCACUUAAUUGUUCCAGCAUCCCUGUGGUCGUGUGUUCAAAAUUCAGCCGCUUGGUAACCAAUUCAUGUUUUUGACAGUCGCAGUUUCUUAGGCUCACAUUAAUCACCUUUCGUGAUAGGCAAAGUCAAGUGGGGCAGCCAGAUUCACUUAAGAACGGUUACCAACUGCAGUCACUUAAGUACAGAAAAUUGUGAAAUGGGGUAAAACUCAAGUCUUGCCUAGCAACAGAAAUUUUGGACCCGCUGUAGUUGUAAGUCAAGGACUACCUGCAAUUGGUGGUAGUUGGGGAGAUGUGUUCUCCAAGCCAGGAUUACAAUGCCCAUCAGCCCCAACUAGUUGGCCAUAAUAUAAUGAAAUAGUGGUGGUGUAGAGGUGGUGGUGUGGUGUGUAGAAUAAGCGAGAUUGCAGAAAUCUGUGCAACCUCUUUGGGGAUGAUGUAACUUCGGAGGGUACCCAGUUGAAGAAUCCUCCAUACAUUAACCUCCCUUUCGUUUAUUUCAUUUCUUUGUAAGUAACCCAAGGCAGCCAUCAUGUCCAAUGCUCCUAUUUUCCCCACAACAAUCUUGCAAGGUGGGCUGGGCUGGUUUUCCUUCCUGAAGAACUAGAACUCUCAGCUCCUGUUUUCUACGGCAGCACCUGAACCACAGAGCGGCAAUAAAAUGAUCCCUCCUGCACCCGCGUUGGGGUAUCCAAGCGCCCAGGUGGGGAAAGGAAGCUCCUUUCAUGCCCCAGGUUGGGUCGACGCGGAGGGACCAAGGCGGCUUCGACCCUCCCUCGCCGCUUUAUAGGGAAACUGCAAAGCCGCAGCGAGGAGGAAGGAGGCGAGGCCUCCGCCGACUCUCUUCCACUCUCGCCCGAGAAGCUGGUCUUUUCAAGGCGGCAGCAGCAGCGGCGGCGGCAGCGCUAGUCCAUGGCCGACAGGAACAGCUCGGGACCCGGCAGCCGGGAAGCCAGCGAGCCGAAGAAAGGCUCGAAGACGGAGCUGAAAGCGGUGGUGGUGGGCGACGGCGGCUGCGGGAAAACUUCGCUCCUUUUGGUGCACGCCAAAGGCGCUUUCCCCGAGGACAAGAAGAUUAUGAUCGCUUACGGCCACUCUCGUACCAAAGCACUCAUGUGGUUUUGAUUUGCUAUGAUGUCAUGAAUCCUUUUAGCUUUGAUAAUGUAUCAAUCAAGUGGAUCCAGGAAGUCAACCACUUCUGCCGCGGAAUCCCCAUCCUCUUGGUGGGUUGUAAAACUGAUCUCCGGAAAGACAAAGAACACCUCAAAAAGCUCCGUUCUGCUCAACAGGAGCCGAUCACGUACAAGCAGGGUGAAGAAGCCUGUUGCCAGAUCGGCGCCAGCGUGUACCUCGAGUGUUCAGCCAAGUUUCGGGAAAACGUUGAACCCAUUUUCAGAGAAGCCGCUAGCAUAGCUCUGAACGCCAUCAAGAAGGCCAAACGCCAGAACAAAUCAAGACCGUGCGUCCUCUUAUGACGACGUGAAAUUGGACAAAGGAAGACAGUUGAUAUCCAUCAUAUCCAAGGGAGCAUUUGUAGGUUUCUAUCUGGACUUGAAAAGGGACUUUUCAUUUGGAAUGUAACAGGAGGAGAACCUUGUUCUGUAUUAAUUUCUGCUUUUGCAUCCAGUGGCGAGAAGUUUCACUAGGAAGCAGCACUUCCUUUCCCAGGACUUUUUUUUAAUUUCCAGAAGAUCGUUUUGCUACUUGCCAUUU